GCUGGGGGCGAUGGAGAAGCAGAGACAUCAACAGAAGUUUCUCACCUUGGAAAGCUAGGGACUCUCCUGCCUCAAGCACAGCUCUGCCUCAGCGCAGGAGCAAGGGGUCCAACCCAGACCUUGCAGCGGCUCACUCUUCAGGCUGGCCUGGGGGCUGCUGGGCGCCACUAGCAUUGGCGGUCUUCUUAUGUUUUCUGCAAGGAGAAAGAGGCCGAGGGACAGCGUGGUGCUGGAGAGCUGACCCCAGCGCCGCGGGCCUUGGAGAGGUUGGGCGAAGACGAGCGAGCUGCGCUGGGGACUCCAUGCGGGGCCAUGGACAGAGCGGCUCUCCUGGCCCUGCCCCGCCUGUGCGCGCUGUGGGCGGCCCUGCUCGCGCUCUUCCCCUGCGGAGCUCACGGCAGCUGGAUGUGGCUGGGCAUCGCCUCCUUUGGGGUUCCGGAGAAGCUGGGCUGCGCCAACUUGCCGCUGAACAGCCGCCAGAAGGAGCUGUGCAAGAGGAAGCCCUACCUGCUGCCCAGCAUCCGCGAGGGCGCCCGGCUGGGCAUCCAGGAGUGCAGGAGCCAGUUCCGGCACGAGCGCUGGAACUGCGAGGUCGCCGCGGCCGCGGGGCCCGCGCUCGGCGCCGCGCCCCUCUUCGGCUACGAGCUGAGCAGCGGCACCAAGGAGACAGCAUUCAUUUAUGCUGUGAUGGCAGCAGGCCUGGUCCACUCUGUGACCAGGUCGUGCAGUGCAGGAAACAUGACCGAAUGCUCGUGUGACACCACCUUGCAGAGUGGUGGCUCCACGAGUGAAGGCUGGCACUGGGGGGGCUGCUCCGAUGACGUCCAGUAUGGCAUGUGGUUCAGCAGAAAGUUCCUGGAUUUGCCCAUCAGAAACACCACAGCAAAAGACAGCAGGGUACUGUCAGCAGUGAAUCUGCACAACAAUGAAGCUGGAAGGCAGGCUGUCGCCAAGUUGAUGUCAGUAGACUGCCGCUGCCACGGAGUUUCUGGCUCCUGUGCUGUGAAAACAUGCUGGAAAACCAUGUCUUCUUUUGAAAAGAUUGGCCAUUUGUUAAAAGAUAAAUAUGAAAAUAGUAUCCAGGUAUCAGACAAAAUAAAGAGAAAGAUGCGAAGGAAAGACAAAGAUCAGAGGAAAAUACCGAUCCGCAAGGAAGACCUGCUGUACGUUAACAAGUCCCCCAACUACUGUGUGGAGGAUAAAAAGCUGGGAAUCCCAGGGACACAAGGCAGGGAGUGCAACCGUACGUCAGAAGGGGCAGACGGCUGCAACCUCCUCUGCUGCGGCCGAGGCUACAACACGCAUGUGCUCAGGCACGUGGAGAGGUGCGAAUGCAAGUUUGUCUGGUGCUGCUACGUCCGCUGCAGGAGGUGUGAAAGCAUGACAGACGUCCACACUUGUAAGUGACCGCUCCAUCUAGCCCGGAACAAUGCGCCUCAGCGACAUGACGGGAUCACAAGCCAAAGGAUGCCUCUUUUGUAUUGGACUUUCCAGAUCUCUGGCCUAUUUGGUAUUUGCUUUGCCUGAGUGACAUCCAAUCAUGCAUCCGUCCUUCACACUUCUUGAGAUUUUAAAGUUGAAAAAGUUUCCAUUUAUCUUUGGAUGAUUUGGAGGAUACAGGUUGACAUAUAAAAGGAAGACAAGCCCAUUUGCUAAGGAAGAGUUGGCCCAUACUCAGGAUAAGAUUCUCAGCUGUGGAUCUCAGCUAUGGAAAUCAAUAAUGGUGGGUGAUUACUACUCAUUUUUAGAUGUCUCUUACAGGAACAAAGGACAUAAAGAUGAAUCUCAUUUAUUCUCAGUAUUUUAAUUGAAAAAAUACAUAAAGUGUUUUGCAUGGGCAGAUGUUGAAAAGUUAAUCUGAGGGGUGGGUGCUUGCCCUUUUAUGCACACCAAAGGAACGAUUGCAAAGAACCUUUUUAAGUGAUACAAUAUCUCUAAAAAGUAGUCAGUAGAGUUGUGUGCUAACAAAAAAAAAGUAUAGAAACUAAAAUCAGUUGGAUUUUAAGUGCCUUCUUACCACUAUAACCUGCCUAGAAAAACCUCCAUAAGUACAUAGCACUCUUUUAUUUUAUACCACUGUUCACUGUUGAAAAAUUCAACUCUAAGGGAUAGAGGAAGGGAGACCCUAAAAUCAUAGGAAAUGUGAGGGAAAGAUAUAAAGGGCUCUUAUCAUUGUAAAGAAAACAUCCUUUAUCUGUGUAAAAACAGUAUUUUGUAUAGUAUUUUGCUGAAAAAGAUUUAUAUUUUGUAAAUAUAGUAUUUAAGUUAUACAUCAUAUAUUACAUACAAUUUAGGACAUUUAUUGCCAAAGCCCAAAACCUUAGGCAAUAAGAUUAGCCUCUUUUACUUUUCAUGAUUAACACUAACUUCUUUAAUAUUGAGAAAAUAGGCAAUUGAGCAAUUAGUUAUACAAAUGUGUCUUGCCAAAAUGAAAUUUUUAUGUUAUAGAUUAAAAUGUGCUGCAGAAUAUUGAGAAGUAUGUUACUUCAGUAGCCAGAUUAAUUGAAUUCAUUUUUUACAUUAGUUUUCUAAAUUCAUAAGGUUAUUAUAAUAAAUUAUAUAGUAAAAGUCUUAACUGAAAAAAGAAUUUAAAUCAGAUUAAUGAUCAAUUUGUAGAUUUGCUAUUCUGGAUAUUUAUUGUAUUAUAUGUAAUGCUGCACUUCCAUUUGAAUGUGGAGUGGUCUUACUUGCCUUAAUAUUCAUCCAUGUGUAUUCGCCAUAUUUUGCACAGUCCUGGUAAAAAUUACAGGGCUGUAUGUAAGGUUGUAUUUUAAUGUAAAUGCCUGUUUUAUGGAUUGUUAAUAUUUCAGUAUUAUAUAGAAAAAACAAUUUUUAUGUUCAACAUAGAGAAAGACAGAAUAUUCUUUUUCUCAAUAAGAUAAAUAUUUACAUAUCCCUGAGGUCUCAGUCUUCUUUCUUUUGGUUUUAUUUAUCCUAAUGAACAAAGACACCAGUUGACAAUGUCUCAGUUCUCAUAUUAAAAAUCAAGACUGAACAUUUAAUUGUGAUCCUUAAAAUUAAAGUAAGUUACUGCUUAUUAAUGAGAGACUUAGAAAAGGCAGCGGAACAAAUAUAGUAGUCUUCUGUAGUACAUGCUGAAUAAAGUAACAUGAGAAAACUUAUUCUCAUGCCUUUCUUGCAAAGGUGAUAAUUUUACCUUAUUGAAACUAAGCACCCGUUUUUAAAAGGAGGAAGAUUGUAAUGCCCAUUGGUGGCUAAAAAAUUAAUGAUUACCUUAACUGAUUAGAGAACCAGGCAGCCUAUAUUUUAUAAAUGUCGAUUAUUAUUCAGCCAUUUCUUCUUGAUGUUAAUGCAUGCUUUUUUUAUGCUGGUCAAGAACUCCUCCUACAGUAACUGUCAAACUGUGUCUUUGGGUUUCCUUCUUUCUCAUUCUUGGCAUCAUGGUAGAAAUCAACCUUGAGGUUUUCACCUAUCUUCCUAAUGACCUGCCCUUGGCCCCAUCAGUUCACACCCAUCAUCCCACAGUAAGGCCAAGGCUUUCCUUAGGACACAAUUCUGGUGCCAAUGAUUCUUGUCUAGGCUAUGCUAUCUGCCAGACUUAGGGUUUUUAUGCUGCAAGUAACAGAAAACCCAAUCGAGACCAAUAUAAAUUUUAAGGAAUGUACUCUGUAAUGGAAAACUAGAAUUAUAAGUUUCAGGUGAAACCUGAUCCCUCAAUUUCCGUUUCUUUCCUUGGUCCCCACUAUCACCCUCUGCCAUCCCUUCACCCUUCCCUAGUGGCCCCAGGUUCUCUGCUGUUCUGCCACAUUUCCGGGCUUCUUCACAGUCUAUCACUCAUUCUGAAGAAAUACAGGUUUCAUUCUAAGGAAAGAGAGAGGCUAAUUUGUGGUUGCAUAUCUAGAAUAAAGAAAGAACACUUUCUUUCCCAGAAAGCCCAGCAGAAUUCAUUUGAGUAUCACUGAGUCUGACUGCUUAAAUAUGCUCAUUGUUGAACCAAUCAAAAGGACUUAUUAGGGGUGGGCAGCAAGCACACUGACCUGUCUUCUGGAAAUACUAGCUCCUGCCUGGAGCCUCAGUGAAGUUUACACCAAUUAAAACUACACAGCUUGACAAUAAGGAGGGGAAGAAUCUAUAGAGGAAGACAUAGACUGCUGUGUUAUCAGUAAAGUGAGACUGAAUGCUGGGCAUCAAGAUAUUAGACAGUCCAGUUCUAGUGAUGUUUAGGGGUCAGUUUCUAGCAUAAAAUUGAAGUCAUAGCCAGUGAACACAAGCCUAAAGUAUGUGAAUUAUUAUGUGACUGAAGCUCCUUGAUUUGUUUAAAUGUCCUUUGUCAUAUUUUAAGAACAGAGAAAACUCCAGUGGGUUGUUUCUCAACUUUUUAAUUUGCAAGUGCCUAACAGAGGUAAUUAUAAGGUGCAAUGACUCACUUUUAAUGCUUAUAUUUAGAUGUCCCUGCAAAGCCUCAUGAGGUUAUAGGUGGGGCUCUUCGGAGGUGGCUGGAUCCAGAGUAUGUGGCUCUAGAAUUAAUUCAUAGUGCAACGCUAGGCUCAAAGGCACUAGGAUUAAGGGUAUAAGUGACACCUGCACUAAGCAGCGUGGGUAACAUAGAAGGAAGUAAAAGAACCGUGGUCAUUCCUUGUUGCUUUGCUGCCUUCUGCCAGCCAUGAA
Messenger RNA from Octodon degus (degu), 4629 nucleotides. RefSeq names its product Wnt family member 16 (gene Wnt16). Gene Ontology annotation, biological process: canonical Wnt signaling pathway; neuron differentiation; multicellular organism development. NCBI's taxonomy places the organism in Eukaryota, Metazoa, Chordata, Mammalia, Rodentia, Octodontidae. Gene Ontology annotation, molecular function: cytokine activity; frizzled binding. Bases 313 to 1407 code for a protein of 364 amino acids. The transcript has 4 exons. The record is from RefSeq and is a predicted model, not a curated record. Gene Ontology annotation, cellular component: extracellular region.